AGGGUUGGAUACGAAGCGGAUAUCUUGAAUGAAACAAUAUAUGUGAUCCACUUUGUAACUAACAAAUAACUUAGAUAGCCAUGUUUCAAAGAUCAUUACUCUUCCUUCUCAUAGCUCUUCUGAUUCAAUCUUCUUUCCUUUUUAAGAUUUCCUCUGCUCUCAAGGAAGGAAAAACAUGUAUAACAAACAGCAACUGUGACGCUGGAUUACACUGCGAAACAUGUAUAGCCAACACUGAUUUUAGACCUAGAUGCUCCCGAACCCAACCCAUAAACCCCAUCUCCAAGGCAAAGGAAUUGCCUUUCAACAAGUAUUCAUGGUUAACCACACACAACUCCUUUGCUCGUUUGGGGGAAGUAUCAAGGACCGGUUCUGUGAUUUUGGCGCCUACUAACCAGCAAGAUUCAAUCACAAGCCAACUCAAUAAUGGUGUAAGAGGGUUUAUGCUCGACAUGUAUGACUUCGAAAACGAUAUCUGGCUUUGCCAUUCUUUCGAUGGAACGUGUUUCAAUUUCACAGCUUUUCAACCGGCGAUUAACAUUUUAAGGGAGUUUCAAGUGUUUCUAGAGAAGAACACAGAGGAAGUUGUAACGAUUAUAAUUGAAGACUAUGUGAAAUCGCCUAAAGGUCUCUCAAAAGUGUUUGAUGCGGCUGGGCUACGAAAGUUCAUGUUUCCGGUAGCUAGAAUGCCCAAAAAUGGAGGGGAUUGGCCAAGGCUUGAUGACAUGGUACGACAAAACCAACGGUUGCUAGUUUUUACAUCCGAUUCACAUAAAGAAGCAACCGAAGGGAUCGCAUAUCAAUGGAAGUAUAUGGUUGAGAAUCAAUAUGGAAAUGGAGGACUGAAGGUAGGAGUGUGUCCAAAUAGAGCUCAAUCAGCACCGAUGAGCGAUAAAUCGAAAUCUCUUGUUCUUGUGAACCAUUUCCCUGAUGCUGCGGAUUUGAUAGUAGCAUGUAAACAAAACUCUGCUUCUCUUCUUGAAUCCAUCAAGACAUGUUACCAAGCCGCAGGACAGCGAUGGCCUAACUUUAUAGCAGUCGAUUUCUACAAGAGAAGUGAUGGUGGAGGAGCUCCGCAAGCGGUUGAUGUUGCGAAUGGCAAUUUGAUAUGCGGUUGCGAUAACUUUGCAGCGUGCAAGGGUGACGGCAAAUGUGGAUAGUAAGAAAGACUGAGCCACCAGAAGCAACUCCCAUAACCAAAGGCUUUCUGCGUUUGUUGUCACUAGUUGUCACCUUUGUGUCAUCUCUUCCAUAAAAUUUUAAACUUUUC
Messenger RNA from Arabidopsis arenosa, 1270 nucleotides. The record is from the annotation of a GenBank genome assembly. NCBI's taxonomy places the organism in Eukaryota, Viridiplantae, Streptophyta, Magnoliopsida, Brassicales, Brassicaceae.